This is a messenger RNA of Umbelopsis ramanniana AG, 1259 nucleotides long. RefSeq lists its product as uncharacterized. NCBI's taxonomy places the organism in Eukaryota, Fungi, Mucoromycota, Umbelopsidomycetes, Umbelopsidales, Umbelopsidaceae. The record is from RefSeq and is a predicted model, not a curated record. Bases 81 to 1172 code for a protein of 363 amino acids. The transcript has a single exon.
AAAACCCGGUACUUUGUUGCUACACAAGCGUAUCAUCAUAAGAACCAAAUUCCCAGCAUCAUCAAUCUCAAAACGGCACAAUGUUAGUCAACCUUUUUGUGCUGACAUUCAUAACAAAUUUAUUCGGCUACGUGUUGGAACGCGUGGUCACAAUACUGUGGACCUUUGUCACAGCUUGGAGUAGCAACAAGACAUUUUUCGUGUUUCUGGAGUCGGAAUACGAGGAAAAAGUGAUUGAAUUUUACCGCCUUAACGGACUACACAGCCUCAGGUGGAUAACAGUCUCACUUGUAGCGUUCAUAACCAUUGCAGGAUCUACCUUCGUGAGCCCGGCAUUGCAGGCGACCCUUAAUUCAAGCGAAUCGUGGUCGCAGCAAAGCUUGGUCAACCUAAGCUGCACUUUGGAUCAAUUGAGCUUCGCUAAACAGCACUCAUACGACACCAUAGGUGAAGAGCAGUCGUUCUAUGAUAACAUGAAUAGAAUAUUCUCAGGUUGUGAUAAUCAACCGAAGAAUUUCCGAGUUAAGCAGGUCGAGACCACACCCAUAACAGACACGUUUGGUCUAAUCAAGGACAACAAUCUCACCUUACUAUUUUCACUCACAGCCGGUAUAGGAACAUUGCCCUACGGCAGUGAUCCGGACCACCCUGAUAGUAGUCCGCUUGCUAGCUACUCUGGCACAAGUGGCACGAGCUUGAGUGUUAUCCCCGCUGAUUUUGUACUAGUUAAUUCCAAUUCAGUGUUAGAGGUGACCACAGCAGCAACGUAUGCCUCCUUUGGCAACUUUACCACCACAACUUUGGAGGAACGGGGGUACACCUUGUCUCUGCGUAAUGGUUUCUUUCAUAGACUGGUAGUGUCUGUCACUACUGUAGUGAACGGCGCUGGGAGACAGCCAUACCGACUACAACCAUGCAGCUCAGUGCUUUCUGGCUCAGGUAAUCAGACCAACAAUUAUAUAGCAUUUGCCGAUGCCGCGCAACAGCAAAGAGACGUUUUUCACUGCAAUGACAGCACGAUACAAAUUUUUAUGGACAAUGCAGGCAUAAGAACAAUAACUUUUAUAACGCUAGAAGCCGACGAGGCGGUAGCGCUUAACAACCAGAGCCGAAUUGUCCCAACACUCCCAUCGUUCAACAAUGAAGUAUUUUUCCAGAUGCAGACUGGGUGACGCAAGCAAAUUGGUCCAACUUCUUAACCACACUCCAGCACUCUGAAAGCUUAUAUUAUGUUGGAAGGGAUGUCAGGAUACUCGAUA